AAAGAAGAAGAAAUCCGCUCGCAUUAGUCCACCACAGUUCCGUUUUGCUAGCCGACAGUUCAUACAACCGCAACGAUGGAGGAGGCAAAAAACAAAGAGAAAAAGCAGCCCGAAAAGACCGAAGAGAAAGAAAAGGAGAAAGAAAAGGGGCAGCAGCCCUCUGGGAAAGAUAAGGAUAAGAAAGAGGAGCAGGAGUUGGUAGGUUGUGGUGUUUUUUUCAUUCAAAUAUGUGCUAAGUUGCGUUGUGGGAGUCAGAGGUUAUUUUGCCUGAGUCACUGCCGCUGUGACUACAUGAGAGAGCAGGCCGAUUCCUUUACCGUCCGUAAUAACUGACCGACAGACUCUUAGUUACCCAGAGACAUCCCCUAAAUUAUAUUAGCUUAUUUUACUUGGAUGCAGUUUUUGAACCGUCAUGAUAAACCCAACCAGAUAGCUAACUUUAGCCUAGCCGGUGAGCUAACAUUAGCAUGCUAGUUGUUGUGUGUGCUGUCAUCAGCGUUAGCAGGUCUGUGACAUGACAAAGCAGCUAACAUGAAGUUAAAUUAACAAUUUAAAGUACUCUGUAAUUGUUAUAGGAAAUAUCAAAGCACGUGAUGUAAUACUGAAAUAUAAAACCAAAAAUCUAUGUGUUAGGACUCUGAAGUUAGAAAGUGCUGAAUCAAACACAGACAUGACUCUGUAGUAGCAGUCACUGCAUGGGCUCAUGACAAAAUACUGCAGGAGAGACAUUAAGCCAAACUCCAGAAGUUGGUGUCCUGCGUUUGUUGUUGUCUUUGUACUAUUUUUAAUGAAAUGUGAAACUGAUUUGCAAAAUGUAAAUACAUUUAAAUGAUAAUUUCACCAAACUUUCCUUUGUUUUAAAUGAUUUUAAAGUCCUUCUAAGGAGUUUUGUAUUCUUGAGAUAGUCAAAUAUUAUGAUUUAUAUCUGUUAGUGGUCAACUGGCUGAUCACUUCAUUUUCAUUCACUUCACUUCACUUCACUUUCAUUAUUAUUUGGCACUUGUUGUCCACAGCAGAGUUGCGGCUAUGACAUUAUUGCCAUCUUGGGCCAUGUAUGCUAUCGUUUUAUUUGCUAUCUAACCAUUUCUACCUCCAUUACUGUGCUUCUGCCUUUUUGAUAAGCUUCUCAUAGACAUUGUAUCUUCUUUCACCUUUUUGCAGUCAGAGGAAGAUAAGCAGUUACAAGAGGAUCUGGAGAUGAUGGUCGAGAGAUUGGGUGUAAGUAUUAGAUUUAUCUCCCAUGUUUUACAACACACUCCGUCUCUGGUUUAAAGUUGCAAAUGAUAAACCCUUCACGUUUUCUCAACCUCAUCAGGAAAAGAACACAGCCUUGUACCGUCCUGCACUGGAGGAGCUGCGCAGACUGAUCCGCUCCUCGACCACCUCCAUGACGUCAGUGCCCAAGCCCCUCAAGUUCCUGCGCCCUCACUACAGCAAGCUCAAAGAAAUCUUCGAUGGCAUGGCUCCUGGAGAGAAUAAGGUCGGGCUUAAGUGCCUUCAUACUAUGUAUUUUCUAAUGCUCUAGGCUUUGCUUAUUAUCACAAAAUCUGGAAAGAAUUAUUGUAAAUAUAGGAUGUAAUAUUUGAAAUCUUCUAUUGUUGAUGAAAUUUUAUACUUUUUGACUUAAAAACACUGUCAAACUAAUACAGAUGGACAAACCAGUUAUUCACAGAUCUUAUCUGGAAAUAAAUUUCGGAUCACUAUGAUAAACCACUUUGUGAAUUCUUCUCUUUUUGUUUGUUUGUUUGAUAGUCCAAAACAAAUAAAAAUAAAAACUAAAUUGUCAGUUUUGCUUGGCAGAUGACUUUAUCGGGUAAUUGAUUAUCAAAACGUUGAAUAAUGUGUAAAGACUGACCAAACAAUAAGUAACAAGUACAAUCACUCAAUUCAAACUGUUGUUGGUGUUUGUUUUUGCAGCGUUUCUGUGCUGAUGUAGUAUCCGUGCUAGCCAUGACCAUGAGCGGUGAGAGAGAGUGCCUGAAAUACCGACUGCUGGGCUCCCAGGAAGAGCUGGCCUCAUGGGGACAUGAAUACGUCAGGUAAGACAUGACUCAGCACAACAAAAACAAAUGUGAAUCUAGGGUUUGGAGCUGUAAUUGGGCAACAAGAUUUGGAUGGUUUUUGGAAGUUAUUUGGCUCACUCUUACAUCUGUGGGUGGAAAAUCUGCCAUUGACAAUAAAAAUAAAUGAUGAUGUCUCAGGCUGUUAAGUUUUAGACUCUUAAUAUUUCAUAAUACAGCUACAGCCUCCCAGUCGUCCGUUAUAACAGCUGUGACUAAGUAGUUGCUGAGCCUAUUAAACCUUCAAUCUGAACAGAAAGCUGCAUUAUGUUUCAACAUAUUGGAAAGAAGUGAAAAGUGUCAGUCUUUCAUCAGACUGGGUCAGUGGAGGAAAUCCUAUCAGUCUAGAAUCUAUUUGCCACAACAGAGAUUAUCACACUGCAGCUGGCACAGGGCACAGUGUGUGGACUGUGGGUUGAAAGUCACCUCAGGAAUAAAAUGCAUUUACUAAUUGAUUUAUAGGGCACUGAUUUACAUCCUUUCUGUUUGUUGUCUCAUAGGCAUCUGGCAGGAGAGGUGGCCAAGGAGUGGCAGGAAGUGGAGGAGAAUGACAAGGCACAACAGGAGACACUGCUCAAACUUGUGAAGGAGAUUGUCCCCUACAACAUGGCCCAUAAUGCUGAGCAUGAGGCGUGCGACCUGCUGAUGGAGAUCGAGAGGCUGGACAUGCUGGAGGACUACAUCGAUGAAAAUGCUUACGGCAAAGUCUGCCUGUAUCUCACCAGGUAUGUUUAAGUUUUGCAUUUAGUGCAGGAAACACAAAGCAUGUUAUUUUUCCUGUUAAGGGGCCAUUAAUACAUUUAUCUUUGAAGUAUUUCCUUUUUAUUUACUUUCAUCAUGUAUUGAUUUUCUUAUCCCCAGCUGUGUGAGUUAUGUUCCUGAGCCAGAGAACUCGGCGCUGCUGCGAUGUGCCCUGAACAUCUUCAGGAAGUUUAACCGUUACCCAGAGGCCCUGCGUCUGGCUCUGAUGCUCAAUGAUGUAGAGCUGGUCGAAAACAUCUUCACAUCCUGUAAAGACAUGUAAGGAUGAUAAGACCUCCAUUCGUGGUCUUCAUGAGGGUGUCAUGAAUAUGUGUCUAUACUGGUUUAUGCAUGGUUCCCUGAUCUUUGACUUUGACUUUUAAUGAUAGUCAGAUCCACACAUUGACUAAAGGUAGACAAACUCCUCCAAGUCUGAUAUUUACCGUCAAAGGGUUAAAAAUUCAACUUUUGUUCUGCAUAAAAACAUAUUCCAAAUUUCAGUACAGAACAACCUUCAGCUGACUCGCUUAAAGGGAUAUUCCAGCGUAAAAUUAAGUUUGGGUCAAACACACCUGAACACCGAGUAUGACACCCCCUUGAGAGAUGAAUGUUGCCGACUGUUUGCUUCUGUAGUUAUACCAUCUUCAGUAACGACCGCAAUACACAGCUGUCUAUGUCUCCACGCGCAGACCUCAACCAAAAAGCCACUCUGUAGCCACAAAUAAUGCUCAGAACAGCACCUAACUUCAUCAACAGUAUAUAUAGUGUCCCAGCCAUAGUACUAGCCACCAAACAUCUUUUUAACUUUGCCUGAUUUCUUUAGCAAAGAGACUAAACACAACUUGCCCACUCUCCUCCAGCAGCCACUUGUUUGGUUCUCUAAUUGAGGUUAGUUUUAUGUUCAGCUUUGAAAAUAAUUAAUUGAAGUUACAUAUUCUUAAAUACUGGUUUCAUCGACAUAUAUUAAUGAUUUUUGGCCCCAAACAAGAUUUGUUUUUUAACCCAUGAUUCUCCAAUCUGACGCUUGAAUGCAAUUUAAUAUUGUUAAAUUUUUAGGGUAAAACUGGAUCUUGCAAAACUUGAAAUGGUCACAUGUGUAUGCUGUCAGACAUGCGGUGUUUGAAAUGUAAGGUCCACUGUUUGUAAACUGGGUGGUUUAUGAAAACUCUCUCUUGCCUUUCAGAGUUAUCCAGAAGCAGAUGGCGUUCAUGCUAGGUCGUCACGGCAUGUUUCUGGAGCUCAAUGAAGAUGUAGAAGACUAUGAAGACCUGACAGAGAUCAUGUCCAACGUGCAGCUCAACAGUAACUUCUUGGCCUUGGCCAGAGAGGUGAGUACCAAGCACGACUCAACUCAAGGGGUUAAGUUUAAAAGGAAGUCUGUGAUAUUGGUGUCGCAGUACUUACUGUGAAUUUACUUGUUUUGCAAGAUAGUUUUCUAAAAAGAAAAUAGAAAAUAUUUAAGUUUAUGGAUGAUGAUAAGUUGGUCAUGGCACAAAAAAUGUUCAGUUUGAUACUGUUUGUAGUUUUGUAGUCGUAGUUUGGUUCAUUUUCAGUUCAGUGAGAUGAGCUAAUGUAACACAUAAAAUUUCUUGUCCUUAAUUGGAACUUACAGAAAAUUUAGAAAUUGUCUACAGUUCAGACUGUCAGCCCGCUCAGAUUUUUCUUGACAUUUUAAAUAAAAAAUUCCUUUAAAAUGAGGUUGAAAAUAAAUAAAUAGAAUAGAAAAGUCAUUCAGGGUCUGAAAUUAACCCCAUAUCAAGCACUAAACGUGAUUAGAUUUUGUGUUUGCUGAGUAAAUGUCAGAAGUGUUUUCACCACAUUACAGGUAAAUAUUUGUACCAAAUUUGUCACUUCGUCAAAAUAACCAGAGAGCUUUUACUUUGUUCAGCUGCAGCUUCUCUGCUGACUCACUGCUGGAGCUUUGCAGGGUCAGGCUGACACAAACACACUCAAAUAUAAUCGCUCAAACACACGUACAGUUUUUUUCACCUGACUUCAGCUUCUCUGUUGGAUUAAAGACUCCCCGGAUAAAGACUUCAUAGUAGAGCAACUUACUAAAAGCACAUCGAAGUUAAAUUUCCUACAGCCCCACAAGAGGCUUUAAGUCUUUUCCCAAUAGAUGGCACAUUUGAUGUCAUUAAAGCCUAGGUAACUAAUUGAUUAGAUAUAGCAGGGAAUUCUAAUGCUCUGAUGCUAAUUAUUGUCAAAACUGUUUCUAAUAAAGAAGUGUCACUCCUCAAUUUACUUAAAGAUAUAACUUAUGAAGUAGUGUCAUGUGGUGCAGUGAGGUCUGAAGUGUUAAGUCCUUUUAAAAAUAUAACAGUACAAAAAAUAGCAUAUUAUGUGGGAAAGUGGUCCUGUGGGGAUACAUGUGUCACAGGUGUAAUCAGGAAUGAUUCAUAGAACGAGGGGGAGGAUUGUACCCUUAAGCUCACCAUUAAUGGCAUGAUGACUCAGUUUUCACCUUCAUUAAUUACACCCAUCUUUGUCCUCCACAGUUGGACAUCAUGGAACCCAAAGUCCCUGAUGACAUCUACAAAACACACCUGGAAAACAACAGUGAGUUCUGUCUUCCAUCUUUAGUCUUGAAUAUUCUGUAUCCAUCGCUUCUUUAUUGAGUGAUGUGUUCUAUGACCCGUGUGUGACAGGGUUCGGAGGCAGUGGAUCCCAGGUGGACUCCGCUCGUAUGAACUUGGCCUCCUCCUUCGUAAACGGCUUUGUCAAUGCUGCCUUUGGACAAGAUAAGCUCCUCACAGAUGAUGGCAACAAAUGGUUGUACAAAAACAAGGACCACGGUAAGUUGUCGUGCUCCAAUAAAAGCCCUACAGACAUUUCAGUAGUAAUUACAACUGACGCUCAUUCAUUUACAAAUGACUCUUUGUAUAGCUUUUGUAGUUAAGUGCAUUUUAUUUAAUCUUCAUGUAAUCUAAGGCGAUAUUAUUGUUCCCAGGAAUGUUAAGUGCUGCAGCCUCCCUGGGUAUGAUCCUGCUGUGGGACGUGGAUGGUGGUCUGACUCAGAUUGACAAAUAUCUCUAUUCUUCUGAGGACUACAUCAAGGUAAACAGCUCUCUGUUGAAUAGUUUGCAUGAUUGUUUCCUUGCUGGAUUUUAAAUGCAUCAUUUUAAACUAUUGCUCAUAUAGUAAUAGCUGUUCUAAAGGUUAUUACUUAGGAGGAAAAAAAAACAAAGAACCUACAUGCAUCUCGGUGUUUUGUCUUAUUUUUAACCUGCGUCAUCUUUUUCAGUCUGGUGCCCUUCUGGCCUGUGGCAUUGUCAACUCAGGUGUGAGGAAUGAAUGUGACCCGGCCCUCGCUCUGCUCUCUGACUACGUCCUCCACAACAGCAACAUUAUGAGGAUAGGUGCCAUCUUUGGGUGAGGAGACCGUUCACAUGGAGAAUCUUAUCAAACUGUUCAGAACUUGUUUAAGUAUUAUUUUCUUUUCUUUUCCUGGUUCUGUCUCUCUGGUCUCUAACUCUCAAGUCUCUCCUUUAGGCACCAGUUAAGUGCACUCCCAUAGCUGCGCAUUGACCCUCUAUGUGUUCUUGGUUUCAGACUGGGUCUUGCCUAUGCCGGCUCCAACAGAGAAGACGUCCUGUCUUUGCUUCUCCCUGUCAUGGGAGACUCUAAAUCCAGCAUGGAGGUACAGAUAAAUGUUUGACUGUAAUUCCUCUCGCUCUACAUAUGUUCAGCCCGGCAAAAUUUAAGUGCAAAUGUUUCUGAUCUCCAGGUGGUGGGAGUGACGGCGCUGUCAUGUGGUAUGAUCGCAGUAGGCUCUUGUAACGGUGACGUGACCUCCACCAUCGUUCAGACCAUCAUGGAGAAGAAUGAACAGGAGCUGAAGGACUCAUACGCUCACUGGUUACCUUUAGGUCUGGGCCUCAACCACCUUGGUGAGCACCGGCUGCUGUAGUCUUUGAUAUGAAACCAGUUGUAACUUUUUCCCCCUUUUCAGUCAUACAUAAAUAUAUAUAUAAAGAUGUCACAUUUUCUUAUUUAAAAGGAGCAUGAAAAAGUGCCUCAAAGGGACUGUAAACCAAACUCUUAUCAAAACAGCUUAUCAAAGAUGAUGGUUGGGGUGUUGAAUGAAUAGUUGUAAAACAGUACUUGUAUAUAUCUCUGGCACUGGACUUACGUGACUCAUAGUUUUCCAAACCCUCAUGAAGGAGUGUUUUAUUGGCAAAGCAUUCAAAGAGAAAGAUGUAGUGGUAGUUGGAUAUGAAAACAUGAUGUAAUAUUUUUUUUUUACUUUACUCUUCUUGCUGUUCAGCUACUUUAAUUGUUGUCUUUGUAUUUUUUUUUUUCUUUCACAGGUAAAGGAGAGGCUAUUGAAACGACCCUGGCAGCUCUUCAGGUUGUACCUGAACCUUUCCGCAGCUUUGCCAACACACUCGUGGAUAUUUGUGCAUAUGCAGGUUUGUCUCAGAAUUAUCCCUAUUUCAACAAUUCUUAGGUUAUUCUGGUGGACGGAUUCUCUUUGUGACUGCCUAGUGUGCACAGAUCUUUCUAAAACUGUCCUUUACCCCUCCAUCUCAGGCUCUGGUAAUGUGCUGAAAGUGCAGCAGCUCCUUCACAUCUGCAGCGAGCACUAUGAAGCCAAGGAGAAGGACAAAGAGGAGGACAAGGACAAGAAGGAUAAGAAAGACAAGGACAAGAAGGAGAGUGCCUCUGACAUGGGCUCUCACCAGGUAAGGGCUUGACUACGACAAAGGUUAUACCUAAAUAAAAAUUAUUUGCUGACAUUUAUUGUUAAUUCAACGUGUUCCUCUCAGGGUGUAGCUGUUCUUGGUAUCGCUCUCAUUGCAAUGGGAGAGGAGAUCGGCUCUGAAAUGGCGCUGCGAACAUUCGGACACCUGGUUAGUAGCAACACCUGUGGCCAGUUUUUCUAUUCUUGUUGAAUAUUCUUCUUUGACUGUUUGAAUAAGUAACUGUUCUCAACACCACCUCACUUUGAAUUCUUUGCUCCUCCAUUGGGUCUUUUAAAGAGAAACUUUUACUCUGUUUAUCAUGACUUCAAGUGCUCUAUACUUUAAGACCUGAUCCAUCUCUUCCUUUUUUCAUGUGUCAUCACUCUUGUUUUCUCUCAUCAUAUGUCAGUAACAGUCUCAGUGUGCAGUUGAAAUGGUUAAAGCCAGAUUGUUGUACCUCGCCAUAACUACUUUAUUUUCUGUUAUCAGCUGCGUUAUGGUGAGCCCACCCUGAGGCGAGCAGUGCCCCUCGCCCUGGCUCUUAUUUCAGUCUCUAAUCCUCGUCUGAACAUCUUGGACACGCUCAGCAAGUUUUCACAUGACGCUGACCCUGAGGUGUCCCAUAACUCCAUCUUUGCCAUGGGCAUGGUGGGAAGCGGUGAGUUCAGAGUCUAGGAUAGAUGAAUUGCUCAAAUUCUGUCCAAAUGAGAGUGAAAUGAAGGGGUUACAUAUAAUGAUCGGGCUAAACCCUUAGUUGUCUCUUAAGUGUUGUGUUUUUUUUGUUUGUUUUUAAGUUGGGGUUUUGCUCAAGAACUUGUUCAUAAUAAUCAAGCUAAAUUAACACAUCAGUAAGGGUACCUAACAAAACAGCCAGUUUUCCUUGUUUCAUUCAUUAUACCAGUCACAAUUUUGUUAUUGAUGCUCAAAUUUUGCCUGUUUUAGUUCUUGCCUACGCUCAGGUUACACAGUGUUAUGUGUUAGUGCUGCCAUCAGCCUGAGUUUGAUAUAUAUCCAGUAUCGGGCACCAGAAACAUUUGACACAAUUUUGACACACAUGGGAUGCUUUGUAGCUACACUAUCAUAAGCCUAAGAGUUUGGCACACAUUUGUACAUGAGUGAAGCUGCUGUCCAGAUAAAUGUGUCCAUUUACAGACAGUCUUCAGCAUGCUAAGAGAGAUAAAACAGAAGAUGAGUGGUUUUAUUUUGGGAAAGGUGUGAUCACCCUCCUUCUCUUCUUUUAAUGUUACUUGUCAUUCACUCUAAUAUUUAGCUCUUAAAGUGAAAUAGUCUCAAAAACAAACUACCAAUAAGCAUAUUCUUUCCUGUUUUUGGUGAUUAGGUUAGAAGCAAAUGUAGAAAUGUUAUACCUGGGGUCUCUAUUGAAGGAAGAAUCAAACCUGUGCCUUUUUUUAAUAUUGUUACAUUAGCUCUCUGCAGCACAUAUGCACCACUUUACUGUAAUGUGGUAUAGCCAGUUUGGAGAGGCAAUUUAUGAUGAUAAAAGCAUUGCAUUUCUGCCAUGGCUACUGUGCUGGCUGUUUAAUGAACAUGUUUAAUAAAGACCCUCAUAGAAAAUGGAAAAGAAAAACUAAACACAAGUUUAUGUCAGCGAUUUAAAACGUGCCGUCAAUGACUUUAUUCCAGCAGCUAUAAAACUAACAAAAUACAUAGUGAAAAAUAAAAGUUAAUUCUGGUACCAGCUUGCUUCAACAGUAAAGUACGCAUUAUGAGUAACCUCAAAGAGCGUCAAAUGUACCAUAAAGCCUGGGGUAUAAAUUGAUUGAAUUCGUCUUUUUUUUUUUUUUUUUUUGAAGGAAUCAAGUUGAAACUGUGUUCCUGCAUUUCCUCCACUGUUGUGUUCCGCAGUGUGCAGUUUUUAUGCAGCUGUGUAGCUCUUUCUUAGUGCCAUGUUGUUCGUAUUUAAACACAGUACUGAGUAGUUUUGAUAACGUUAAUGAAGGACCCGCUGCUCAUGACCAGCUGUGUUUUCACCAAGCGGUCUGGUUCAGUGACUAAUUUUCGGUGUCUACAGUUUAAUGCCACAGGAAUAAAUCAUCAGAAUAACAUUUUAAACUAAAGGUGAAAUGUAUUUGUUACUCUAAGUGAUGAUGCACAUUAGUGCCUCCUCAGGGAGAGCCCCUGGUGUGGACUUUCUUCUGCGUAUUUAAUAGCCUCAUCAUUUUUUCCAUCUCCUCAGGCACAAAUAACGCACGUCUGGCUGCUAUGUUGCGGCAACUGGCCCAGUAUCACGCCAAAGACCCCAACAACCUCUUCAUGGUCCGACUGGCCCAGGUAUGUGGCAACACACGAGGCUUUCUGUACCAGACAGACGUAAACUCAAAGGAAAGUGUGUGUGUCUGUAUAUGAGAUACUAUUGACUGUGUGCUGUAUGUGACUCCGCAGGGUCUGACUCACCUGGGCAAAGGCACACUGACACUCUGUCCCUAUCAUAGCGACAGACAGCUGAUGAGUCAGGUUGCAGUGGCUGGACUUCUUGCCGUGCUCGUUUCCUUCCUUGACGUCAAGAACAGUCAGUUCUUUUUUUCUCGUGCUUCUUCACACACUGAACAUCCUCCACUCUCUCCUCUCAUUUUAAAAGCUGCACUCUGUGUUUAAUUUCCUCUUUUGUUAAUGUUCUUCCUCUGGUGGUCAUUAUUACAGUUAUCUUGGGGAAGUCUCACUACAUUCUCUAUGGCCUGGUAGCAGCCAUGCAGCCUCGUAUGUUGGUCACCUUUGAUGAGGAGCUGCGACCGCUGCCCGUGUCCGUCAGAGUUGGACAGGUGAGGCCAAAGUCAUGUGAUUCACUUACUAAAACCACAAUGUUUGUUGAAAUUCUGAUAUUUUGCAUUGAAAUGUAUAAUUUUGUAGAGUCCUCUGCAAGUAACAUUUAGGUUAAGGGACUGCGAUGCAUGUAUGAAAAAGUUAUUUUUAAACCAAUAGGGAUGUAACCUAGUAGCACUUUUAACAUCUCACAGUGUGUGAUAUAGCACAACUAUUGCCGUCAGUCACAAUGUUUUGAAAGGGUGAGAAAGGUUUAAAAUACCAGGACUUUUCCACUUCAUUCAUGAAAUAAGUUUUUUGUGGCAGAAUUCAGCUUCUGAAGAAAUUUGUCCAGGUUUCCCACCUCACCAAAUGAUUCAAUUUGAGAUCAACUUUUUAUUUAGUCUAAGUUUCUGUAUGACAGUUCAGUGAAAACUUCAUUUAUAGGGACUCUUGUUACUUAAUUUUUUUUCCCUAAUAUGGAGAAAGAUUUGACUUUUAUAAGGCCAAACGUUUAUUCUCUGAGGACAAGAUGACAGGUGUAACACGAAUGAUGUUCUGAAGCUUUAAACAGAAAUUUCAAUUCCAACUAAAAGUAAAGGAAACCCAGAAAACUGUCAGAAUUGAGCAUGACAUUUUCAAAACAGCUUGAAGUAGAUUACUAAUCUGCAGAUGAACCACUAUCACUGCCAAAUUAGCCUUCUAUAGAGAAGGCCCCGUUUUUGCCAAAGUGUACUGAUUAAAUCUGAAACAUGAUUUUUCUGAAGGAAGCCGUCCUAUCAAGCACAAUCCCGAGAUUCCUAUAUACAGUGACCCUUAUUGGUGACACUUUUAGGAGUGAUGGUGUGAUUCUUCAAGUGCAAAAGAGUGCAACCUCUAAUUUGUAGAAGCAGCACUGAAGAUAAUGCACAGCAGACUGCCUAAGCAGCAGUGCAAUACAAAAUUAUAUCAGCGUUAGGAUGAAUUUUACAACCAGACAUAGCUGACAUAAUACCAUUUGUCUAAUGAGUAAAAAAGCAUAGGACCUAGGACAGAGCCACUAUUUGUAAUUUUGACAAAAUCAGGUUUUAGAGUUCCCAAGACUAGUUACUUUUGGGGCAUUUUUAACUCAAUCAGAUUGGACAGCUGAAUGGUAACAGGAAAUAUGUACAGUCGAGAGCUGGGGAAGGAUUGUUGCCUGGAGCUGAACCAGUGGCCUCGGUGACAAGGACUGUAGUCCCCUGCAGGGUUUCCCCUGCAUGCAUUGAUCAUGGUGCACCACCACAGCUAAAUAAAAGCCGCCACACUUAAAAAAUUAGUUAUUUUUUCUCAUGUGGCUCUACCUCAGACUCAUAUGUAGCAGUAUGCAUACGCACGGUGAACCGCUGAGCACGCGCACUUCAAGUUUUAGCAUUAGUUAGUAAGUUAUCGUCUGCGAUCACACAGUUGAUUCAUUAUAAAUAAAUGAAUAAAAUAAAAUAAAAUAAAAUAUAUAAUGAUAAUCACACGCCACCACAGAUGGAUUCCCGUCCUGGGGGAAACACUGUCUAUGUAGCAUACAUUUAUCCCACAAAGCGGAACAGCACCCCAAAAGCUACUCCGAUGUUCAUCAAGUUACAGUAUGGUUGAGGGCAACAAAAGGAGAUUGUUCCAUUUUGUCUUUUCAGGCCUUUCCUGCCUGUAUGUGUCCUCUCUUUAUACUGUUAACAUCUGUAGGAAGUUUUAUAAAUAACUCCCGUUUUGAAAGUUUCACCCACAGCAUAGCAGUUUCAAACAUCCAAAACUGAGUGCAGCAGAACUUAAAGAGUAACCAGCUGCAAAAAGCAGUUACAGUAACUGCUGUAAAAGGUCUCAAUUGGCAUACAACAUCAAACCUCCAUGUGUUUGAAGCUAACAGUGUGCUGACUGUACAUUUCAUAUUUUUUAAAAAGAGUGAUGUGGCUUAUCAGCAAAAGAAAACAACGAGGUGCAUUUUCCAAGAUGGAGAAAAAUGUAUAACUGUUCCUUUAAUCUUUGAUGAUGGUUGGUGAUUCAGUGAAUUAGAAAUGGAGAAGUUAUGCAUUUCUUUAGAACCCUUCACACACAGACUGUGGUAGAGAAGUAUGCAGAGAAAUGGUUGUUUAACAUGAGCUCGUCUGUGCAAUCUGUCUUCAGGCUGUGGAUGUAGUGGGCCAAGCAGGAAAGCCAAAGGCCAUCACAGGUUUCCAGACUCACACCACGCCAGUGUUGUUGGCUCACGGAGAGAGGGCUGAGCUGGCGACAGAGGAGUACCUCCCCGUCACCCCCAUCCUGGAGGGCUUUGUUAUCCUCCGCAAGAAUCCCAACUAUGAAACCUAGACUGCCCUUGUCCCAUCCUCACUGGCGUCGCUCUCUGUUUUUAAGGAUAGCCCUCCAUGGCUCUUGGCAGUUGUUAUAUUUAGUUGUUUAUUGCAUGGCUGAGAAGAGCUAGGCGGCCUAUCCUUCUUCCUCCCCGUGUCUUCUCACUGUUAUACACCGCCCAGCCCCAGCAGUCAUCAAAAAUGGAGUAUCAGGGUCUGGAUAACUGGUUUUGGAUGACACAGGGAGGGUAAAACUGGGACCUCAUACACUCAAUAAGAUUUUUGCUCUAAUUUUAAUCUAACCUUUCAAGAUGUGAGAACCUGUUUCAUCAGUGUAUGAAUAACGACUGCUCAGACCACAUCAGUGCUUCAAAUGUGUUUCACCCACUACUUACAUGCUCAGUCAUCUUUUGUAAUUAGAGCCCUUGAAGUAUGUAUUCCUUUCCAAGUUCUUUCUUUUGGUUUUUGUUACAGUACUGUAAAAGGUUGAAUCAAAAAUAAAAAAUCUGAUCCACCAGGUGGAAA
Xyrichtys novacula (pearly razorfish) is the source of this 13068-nucleotide messenger RNA. NCBI's taxonomy places the organism in Eukaryota, Metazoa, Chordata, Actinopteri, Labriformes, Labridae. The record is from the annotation of a GenBank genome assembly.